CCCCGCGUUUCCCGGCCAACGGGACAGAUCCUGAUUUACCGUCUUUUCAAGGGUCCAAGGGGAAAAGCCAUCCAAGUGGAUGAUGGGAAUUUCGAGGUUUUGGGAUGCAACCAUACCAGCGACAUUCCCAUUACGUAGGUUCUCAAGCGGGUACCUUCAGCCUAUGUGCCCUUUUCGGUUGACCUCCUUUCAUGUGGCCAGCUCUCCAGACCGCGCUUUCACUUCCAGUUCUGGGCUCUUGGGAAAUGCUUUACAUUACUCCCUUCCCCUUCUUCCUCCCCACCUGAGCUGGUUUCCUUACUGUGGUUUCUCAGCCCAACAAAUCGUCUGUUCAGUCACGCCGUGGCGCUCUCUCCAGAUCUACUCAUCAGCUAAGUCAGAGCAUAGUUUCUCUAUUGCCCCGACCCCCCCUCUUGUCGUCCUCGGUUCUGCUGCAUCUUACCCUUCGUCAACGAGGUUCAAUCUCGAAACCGCAACUCAACCACCCUUCUCAUGGCAACAACCGAGAUCACGAACGGCAACAGACCCAUCCGCUUUCUCAUCUGGGGUGGUGAUGGAUGGGUUGCGGGCCACCUAAAGGCGUUGCUAGAAAGGCAGGGGAAGGAGGUAUAUUCAACCACCAUCCGUAUGGAGGACCGAGAGGCUGUCGUAGCGGAGCUCGAUAGAGUGAAUCCGACAUAUGUGCUGAACGCAGCGGGCUGUACCGGACGACCCAACGUGGACUGGUGUGAAGACAACAAGGAGGCCACCAUGAGGUCCAAUGUUGUGGGGACACUCAACUUGACGGACUGCUGCUUUACAAGAGGCAUCCACAUCACCGUGUUUGCGACGGGCUGUAUCUAUCAAUACGACGAUGCUCAUCCAUGGGAUGGCCCUGGCUUUCUGGAGACGGACCCGGCCAAUUUUGCGGGCAGUUUCUAUUCCAUGACCAAGGCGCACGUCGAGGAGGUAAUGAAACAUUACAACAACUGCCUCAUUUUGCGUCUGCGAAUGCCUGUAUCGGACGAUCUACACCCGCGAAAUUUUGUGACCAAGAUCUCUCAGUACGAGAGGGUGGUGGACAUUCCCAACAGCAAUACCAUUUUGACGGACCUUUUGCCAGCUUCAAUCUUACUGGCCGAGCACGGGGAGGUGGGCAUUUAUAACUUUACCAACCCUGGGGCUAUCUCGCACAACGAGGUCUUGACCUUGUUUCGGGAUAUCGUGCGACCCUCGUUGACAUGGAAGAACUUUAGCCUGGAGGAACAAGCCAAAGUGAUCAAGGCUGGUCGCAGCAACUGCAAACUGGAUACAACCAAGCUAACAAGCAAGUUGAUGGAAUACGGCUACGAAAUACCCGAAGUCCAUGAGGCGUAUAGGAGGUGUUUUGAGCGGAUGAAGGCAGCGGGGAUUCGGUAACUCCCAUCCGGAGAUGUUCUGGAGGACUUGGUCUCGGCGUGAUGAGGUUCGGUUGAAGGACUUUUUUCCCCCUUUUUUUUUUAAGGUUUUUCGUUAUUGAUUGCUUUUGGUUGGGAGUUACUUUGCACGGAGUUAAUGGAACAAGUGGGUAUGAGAAGGACCAGAUCAUUUACAUAUAAUUAUUAGCGACGAAAUGAAGACGACUUUAU
This is a messenger RNA of Neurospora crassa OR74A, 1607 nucleotides long. RefSeq names its product NRS/ER. Gene Ontology annotation, molecular function: methionine adenosyltransferase regulator activity. The record is from RefSeq and is a predicted model, not a curated record. The transcript has 2 exons. The coding region runs from base 493 to 1398 and encodes 301 amino acids. Gene Ontology annotation, biological process: S-adenosylmethionine biosynthetic process. NCBI's taxonomy places the organism in Eukaryota, Fungi, Ascomycota, Sordariomycetes, Sordariales, Sordariaceae. Gene Ontology annotation, cellular component: methionine adenosyltransferase complex.